AUGCGUGCAAGAUUGUUGUCCACCUCAGCUAUAAAGCUGUUGAAGGCACCAAAACUGGACGUCAAGAACAUUACCAGUCAGCUGCCUUCAUAUCUUCAAUCCAUCAAAUCCAGAGGUCUCGUGGCCGCACAGGAACUCAUCGACCAACUUCAAGCUCUGCCCGAGCACCAGACGCAUUUAAGGGCCAUUGACGGUCAGAUAUCCAAAAUACAAACACGCCGUAAUGCAAUUGAACGAGAAAUCAAACUUGACAAAUCGCGAAUGCCCGCAUUAAGGGACGAACUUGUUGAUCUCAAAUCCCAGUUCCAAUCAGCUUCUCAGGACCACAAAAAGAUACAACAGCAAGUGCAGGAUACUUGUCUUUCACUUCCUAAUCUUAUCCAUGCCAGCGUCCCUGCCACGGAACCGGAAAUUGUAGAGUGGAUCCAUCCGCGUGAGACAUAUGUCGCCGAAUCAAAAAGAGAUCACCACACCAUAAUGGUUCGUAAAAAAAUGGUAGAUUUCCAAUCUGCAUCCACUGUUACAGGAAAUUCAUGGUACUAUCUAAUUAACGAGGGAGCAGAAUUGGAGUUGGCACUUGUGUCUUAUGCGACAAACAAGGCUAAAGAGCAUGGGUUCUUACUGUGCAUCCCGCCUAGCAUUGCAAAGAAUGAGAUAAUUGAUGCGUGUGGCUUUCGUCCUCGUGACAUGAACAACGAGCAACAGAUAUACCAUCUUCAAGACACAGACCUGGGUCUCACUGCCACUGCUGAAAUCUCUUUGGCUGGUCUGGGCAUCCAGAAGGAAUUGGACCUCAGCAAAGGUCCCAAAAAAAUGUGUGGGAUAAGUCGCAGUUACAGAGCAGAGGCAGGCGCCCGUGGUAAGGACACUAGAGGUCUUUACAGAGUGCAUGAGUUCACGAAAGUGGAAUUAUUCUGCUGGAGUGUGCCAGAGGAGAGCGACAGAAUUUUAGAGGAAUUGAGGGGGCUCCAAGUUGAAAUUAUUAACGAGCUUGGACUAUCUGCGAAAGUCUUGAAUAUGCCGGCAAACGAUUUGGGAGCCCCCGCUUAUAAAAAAUACGAUAUUGAGGCAUGGAUGCCUGGUAGAGGAUCCUUCGGAGAAGUUACCAGCUCCUCGAAUUGUACCGAUUAUCAAAGCAGACGUAUGAAUACUAAGUUCAAAAAUAUCUCCACCGGGAAAUCAGAAUACGUUCAUACUCUAAACGGAACAGCCAUGGCGAUACCGCGCAUCAUUUUGGCGCUUGUUGAGAAUUUUCACGACGCCAAUACUGAUCAGAUCGCCAUUCCAAAAGCUCUACAACCUUAUAUGGGCGGUCGCAAAUUCAUUUAA
Lachancea fermentati is the source of this 1329-nucleotide messenger RNA. The record is from the annotation of a GenBank genome assembly. NCBI's taxonomy places the organism in Eukaryota, Fungi, Ascomycota, Saccharomycetes, Saccharomycetales, Saccharomycetaceae.